AUACAAAACGAAAAAUGUCAAUUGUCAGUCUGCAAUAUAAGAGCGCAAUGGGUGGUCGUUUAAAAUUUAAAUAUAAUUCCUAGUGCUAGUUUAUUAUUUCAUGUGCGUAUACUAAAUACUAACAAUGAGACACAAGUAGAAUAAUAAAAGUGAAGUAAAAUUGUGUGAUUAGAGCACGCGACUCGGUCCUUCGCUUUCUAAAAUUUCCAUUCUUUAUUUGAAUUCGCGAAGUGCUACGAGAUAAAAUUGGAUAAAAACAUUUUAACUUAAAAUUGUCAAAUAAAUUAGAAUAAAUAUGUCAGAAGAACAGAGUAAAGUCAUGGAAGCGAAGAAGGAGCCAUUCUGGGUGUUUGGGUACGGUUCGCUGUGCUGGAACCCAGGUUUUGAGUACCAGCAGUCAAUUACUGGGUACGUGAAGGGAUUCUCAAGAAGAUUCUGGCAAGGAAACACGACACACAGAGGGACUGAUUCGAAGCCCGGCCGAGUCGCGACUCUAAUAGAAGACAAGGAAGGCAUCACCUGGGGCAAAGCGUUCCUGAUAUCACCAGACAACAACGCAGCCCUACCUUACCUAUCCACCCGAGAAUGCCAGCUCGGUGGCUACAGAACCCACACAGUUCACUUCCACCCUCGUCCUAAUCUCUUCGCCUCUUCAUCUUCCUCCGCUCCUUACUACUCUUCGGAGAAAAAACACGCUCUCCUAUACAUCGCCGUACCUGAAAACCGGCAUUGGUUAGGAGCAGCCCCUCUACCAGAUAUAGCUAAGCAAAUUCUAGAAUGCCAAGGACAGUCCGGUCCAAACGCGGAAUACCUCUUAAGGCUAGCAGACUUCAUGAGGGAAGAAAUCCCUGAGGCGUUAGACGAACACCUUUUUUCUUUGGAAAGGCUGGUGAGGAAAUUCGCUUCGGAUAUGAAGAUCUGCCUGAGGACGUUAAUGGGAGAGGAAUCGCAGGAAGAAAAGGCUGAGGUUAAGGCGGUCGUGCCAAGCUACCAGUUCGCUUCGAGAGUCCCGGAGAAGAAACUGCGUUGUGUCAAUAUGUGAUAUGAAGUUAGGCUAUGGACGGUCUCGAUAGUUGUAAGUAAGCCUAUUCGUCAUUGUUCAGUGGACUGAGGUGAAUAGUUGUGACCAUUUGGUAACAGUUUACUCGAAAAUUGUGCAGCAGUUCCGUGUUUUAGACGUAUUUACUAACUGGAUUAACUUUGUGCUUCGUUAUGAUAAUACUCCUUUAAUUGCUAUAAAUGUUUCUAUAGAUACGCAAAUACGGAAGGUAUUUUGCUGUUUAAAAUAAUGGAUGGAUAAAAUUAUGACAAAAUGAAUUGACAUACUGAUAUUGACAAAGAUCGUCAUGACUAUUUAUCUUGUUCUGAGUAGAACCGGGUAUUAGGUAGGUAGCAAAGAAAUGAGAUUUUGCAUGUGAUAAAUAAAUUGUUUUCGCAGAAAUAAUUAUGAAAUUUUUGCAAAGAAUAAUUUAAAUGGGUUCAAAACCUUUGUUCUAUAAUCUAGCUAAGUUUUGUGGUUAAUUUUUCGCCGCUUCCGUAGUUUGUAAAUAUAAAUACCUAAUUUAAGUGAAAGGGAUUAUUCCAUUUUUAUUGGUCUUUGCGAUGUUUAUAUCUAUACCGAAAUGCUUUGAAUGUUAAGUUAAUCAAUUUCUUAAACAAAGAAAAUAGCCAAACCAUUGUUUGUUAGACAAUACAUCCUUUGGGGACAGCUUAAUAUAUGUAAUUAUUUGUCAUUGUCAACAUAAUUGUAUGUAUACUAAUUCUAUCAUAACAAAUUCAUUUAUUUACUAGGUAUAUUAGUUACACUAUUUAUGUAUAUGCUCUGCAUUUUUUGACUUUGUAUAACGCUGGACGGUUGUACUAAAAAUACAGGCAUUUUAUAAAAACAUUUUGGAAUUAACCGUAACGAAAAUGACAUGAAGAAAAUUGAAUUGACAUAAAAUAAAAAUGUGAAUUGACAAGAAUUUCGAAAUUACACGAAAAAAAGUGUUGGUUUCUAUUCUUAUUUUGAUUGUAAUUCAAAAUGAUAGAAACAUUAUGACUUUUUGAUUUGGCAGCAUAAAUUCGUAGCUGAGUAUGUGUUUAUUGUAAUUAUAUCAAACAUUAUAUAUUUUUAUAAUUAAAUCAUGUAACUAUAUUUUAUUUAAGAAUGUUAUUUUGUAAUUACACUAAAACAACGCACAAACAAAAACAAAACCAAAUAAUGAUGUAAUAAAAUAAGUAUUAUCAACGAAUCUAGAUUAAUUUAGUUUAUUUUGUGAUUAAUAGAUUUAUUUUAUUUAAUUUUAAGUAAAUUUUAUGUUGAUGUUAUUAUUUAAAAUACUGGUAAUACGAAUUUUGUUUGUAACUGUUUUAAUAUUCGCUAGAAUUCUAAAGAUUAUUGUGAUAAGUACUAAAUGAAAUUUGUAAAACGAUUAUUGUGUAAUUUAAACAAAAAAUGUGAAUGUUCAAUUAGCAUAAUUUUUGUAUGAACAUUUGAAUGUUAAUUUAAGGCGACGCCAUAAUGUACUGACAAAAAUAAAAUUGUGUAUAAUGA
This is a messenger RNA of Helicoverpa armigera (cotton bollworm), 2536 nucleotides long. Its product is annotated as putative glutathione-specific gamma-glutamylcyclotransferase 2. NCBI's taxonomy places the organism in Eukaryota, Metazoa, Arthropoda, Insecta, Lepidoptera, Noctuidae. The record is from RefSeq and is a predicted model, not a curated record. The transcript has 3 exons. Gene Ontology annotation, biological process: glutathione catabolic process. Gene Ontology annotation, cellular component: cytoplasm. The coding region runs from base 296 to 1042 and encodes 248 amino acids. Gene Ontology annotation, molecular function: gamma-glutamylcyclotransferase activity; glutathione specific gamma-glutamylcyclotransferase activity.